CGCCUUCCUUCAUCACUAAGCGACGUCACUGUAGAAGGACCUAAGGGAGGAACUCACUCUGUGGAACAGGCAGACACUCAGGGGGCCUUCCUCAUUACUGGCGCGCCGGCGGGUCGCCUUUACACAAUGCCGGCUUAAUGUUCCGCACAGCUUGGCUCAGACACGCAGCAGCAACAACCGCAUCAUUGUGUACAUGUCAUUGUGCGAGUCCGGGAACAAUGAGAUCUCCAAGCUGGGAGGAGCUUUGAGACUGAAAGCGUUGAACGAAACCGGCAUUGCUGAAGUCACGCUGCGAGGGCUGUAGUGUCGGUGGGGAGACCUCCUCCUCACAGCCCGGCUUGUAUUCCGGUCCCCAGUCCCUCACCUCUCUCCCCCUGUGACACUGCAUGGGGAACCAGGCCGGUAGCUUCAUGGUGUGGCGCAGGCUCUGACCCACCGCGGCGUCGCCGGUCACAGCUGUCCCUGAGGGAUGUCGCAGAGAGGCGGCGACAUGGACAGGACAAUAAAGGAGACCUCCAUCCUAGAAGAAUUCAACAUCAAUUGGACCCAAAAGCUUGGGGCUGGAAUCAGUGGCCCAGUGAGAGUAUGUGUGAAAAAAACAACGCAAGAGCGGUUUGCACUAAAAAUCCUUAUUGAUCGCCCCAAAGCCAGGAAUGAGGUACGGCUACACAUGCUGUGUGCAUCACAUCAAAACAUUGUCCAAAUUAUUGACGUUUAUGCAAACAGUGUGCAGUUUCCCCAUGAAACUAGCCCCAGGGCGCGGCUCCUAAUUGUUAUGGAGAUGAUGGAGGGGGGAGAGCUGUUUCACAGAAUCAGCCAGCACCGGCACUUCACUGAGAAGCAAGCCAGCCAAGUAACAAAGCAGAUUGCUUUGGCCCUAGAGCACUGUCACUCACUAAAUAUUGCACAUAGGGAUCUGAAACCAGAGAACCUGCUCUUUAAGGAUAACUCUUUGGAUGCUCCAGUCAAAUUGUGUGACUUUGGUUUUGCAAAAAUAGACCAGGGGGACCUUAUGACACCGCAGUUCACUCCUUAUUAUGUAGCACCUCAGGUCCUGGAGGCACAAAGAAGACACCAGAAAGAGAAGUCUGGGAUUAUUCCUACCUCACCUACACCGUACACCUACAAUAAGAGCUGUGACUUAUGGUCCUUAGGUGUCAUUAUCUAUGUGAUGCUGUGUGGCUAUCCUCCCUUCUACUCCAAGCAUCACAGCCGGACAAUCCCAAAAGACAUGAGGAAGAAGAUAAUGACCGGAAGCUUUGAGUUCCCUGAGGAAGAAUGGAGCCAGAUCUCAGAAAUGGCAAAAGACAUUGUCAGAAAGUUGCUGAAGGUUAAGCCUGAGGAGCGUCUCACCAUUGAGGGCGUUCUGGACCACCCUUGGCUGAACUCUACAGAAGCCCUGGAUAACAUAUUGCCAUCUGCACAGAUGAUGAUGGACAAGGCUAUGGUUGCUGGGAUACAGCAGGCCCAUGCCGAGCAGCUUGCCAGCAUGAGAAUACAAGAUCUCAAUGUCAAUUUGAAACCGUUAAAUAUCGUCAACAAUCCUAUUCUGCGUAAGAGAAAGUUGCUAGGGACAAAGCCAAAAGAUAGUGUUUACAUCCAAGACCCUGAGAAUGGAGGGGAAGAUUCCAAUGUUGCUUUGGAAAAGUUGCGGGAUGUUAUUGCACAAUGUAUACUACCGCAGGCUGGAGAAAACGAGGAUGAGAAACUAAAUGAUGUUGUGUUGGAAGCCUGGGAAUGCAACAGAGAUUGUAAAUUAUUGAGAGAUACACUACAAAGUUUCAGCUGGAAUGGCCAAGGAUUUACAGACAAAGUUGAUCGCCUCAAACUUGCGGAAAUAGUAAAGCAAAUUAUCGAAGAACAAACAAACUCUCAAGAAGAUUCUCAGUAGCUAAAGUGUUUUGUUUUGUUUUUAUUUUUUUAUAUGUUUUUUUAAGAAAAGAAAUCUUGCAUCUUAAACAACUCUAAAAUAGUUUUAUGUAAAUUAUAUCACUGAAUUUCCACAGUGCUUGAACAUACAGCAGAAAUGUAGAUAGAGGUUUAAAAAAAAAAUCAUUGGUACUGUAAUUUAUUUAGAAGAAUAUGAACUGAUUUUUUUUUCACACUACUGUACUGUUAUUAGGUACAAAUCUAGCAGGGAUUACACAGCCGUUCAUGGAUUUGCAGUUCUUUACAAAGGUAUGAGCCCUUUCCAUUUUGUGUCCCUUGAUAGUCAGCAGGCUGCUGUAUACACAAGCUGCUUUAAUACUACCAGCGAAGCCUAGAACAUAUUCCUGAGCUUACAUGUUCAAGGCUUGGCUGGCAGUCAAUACAUUAACAUACUUGAAGAUAGCUUUUGUGGAAUGUAACUGACUUAGUUACACUGGCUAGCAGUUUCCUCAGGAAUAAUUGGAUAGAGCACAUGCCUUUGACUUGUUCACCAGCUGCUCUGUAUACAGGCCAGUAUAAUAUAAAAAGAUAGAACUUUCUAAUAUUCCCCAUGGUCAAGCUUUUCUAUUAAGUGAACAGAAUGUGUGAGAGAACUUUAUUAACCCUGAAAUUAAAGAAGUGUUUUUGCUGUCAACAAAUUGUUGUCCAGUAGGUGGCACUAUUGUGUAUCAGAUUCUUUUUUUGUAUUUGUUUCAUGUGCGUGGUUAUUUUUUUCCUUUCUACUGCACAAUUCUGAGCUUUAAUAGAUUUCGUUUUAGACAAUCUAGUUUUCUAUUUUAACAUUUUUCUUUCAUAUGAAAUAUGCAUAUGUGGUGUAAACUUAGUGUGCCUGAACAUGCAGUGAUUAACUGCAGAUGAAAGUGCCAAUUCUGGGUUUUCUGUAUACAGUAUAGUUCUCGGCAACAACGUUUGUGUCUUGUGGUCCCCUGGUUGUCUCUGCAAAAUAGAUCUUCCCUCAUCUUGCAAAGUUUUUCAUAACAGAGGUUUCAGUAAAAUGUACGUCUGUGUAAACUUGCCAUUCUCUUCCAGCAUGUAUGUACUAUAUGUUCCGAUUUCUUUUUCUGUCAGUGUAUAUAUGUUGAUUUAUCAUAAUACUAGAUGUGUACUCUGCUUUCAGAUGAUGACGAUCUAGUUAAGUUUGUUUUCAUAUGAAAGGCAGAGCCCAAAAAGAGUGGAAUUAAACUGCUUUCUAGUGCUACCACCAUUAACAUCCUUUGGAUCACCUUAAAAGGUCAUCUUCUUGUCUGCAUUUGCUGUGAUGCAAACGUUGUAUUAAACCAUCAGUUUUAUAUAGAUGCUGUAAAGAAAUUCUGACUGAUACAAAGGUACCGUUUGUUGUAACAUCUCCUAAUAUGAAAUUCUUUUAGUUGAAUCUUAAGGGUCAAUCCAGUUGUGGGUGAUUGUUUUUGCCCCUGCAAGUUAGUGCAGCAAUAGCCACACUUUACGAUGUGAAAUAGGUGCUGGGCUACUGAAAUGUUGAUAAAAACUCCAGUGUGAGACUUUGGUAAUAGUUGCAUAAAGAUUUAAUUUGGUCUCCCAAAGCUGCAGGAUUGCCCCCUGAAGUAAUUGAUUCUAUUAGGUAUAAUUUACUAAAACGUGGGUUUUUAGAAGUGGAGAUGUUGCCCAUAGCAACCAAUCAGAUUCUAGCUAUUAUCUUCUAAAAGGUGCUAGAUAAAUAAGUGGAAUCUGAUUGGUUGCUAUGGACAACAUCUCCAUUUCUAAAAACCUGCAUAAGGGUAAAUAUACCUCCUUUUAUCAUAAUUCAUAAUUUCAAUAGUGUACACCUCUGUUUCUAAGAGGACAAGGCCAGUCACUGGCUGUGGUCUCCACAGCUGACCAAUCAUAGCAUGUUAAAAAAAACAAGUGCAGCCAUGUUUGUGUUAUGCAUAAGUGAUGAAACAUAGGGGUAAAUUUACUAAAACUUCUAAAAGGGAGAAUUGAUGAUGUUUAGCCAUAUCAACCAAUCAGAUGCUGUCUAUAAUUUUCUAAAAGACAAUAGAGAAAUGAUAGACAGCAUCUGAGUGGUUGCUAUGGGCAACAUCACCAAUUAUCUAUUUUAGAAGCUUUAGUAAAUUUAUCCCGUAGUGCAAGUGGAUAAUUGUUCGAAUAUUACUCUGCAUUUUCCAUGUUAUGAUACCACAGAGUGUAUAGAGAGAUCACACAGCACGCAUAACCACAUAUCAGUUGCUGUAUGCAUGAUUGGUCAAAACAUACAUACUCCGGUUUGUGUUCUGAAUGGAUUGCCAGGGCAACUAUCAUUUCAUUGAUCUUAUAUUGGGUGCAAACAUAUAUGUCACUUGCAAGUUACAAGUCCUACAAAUCUGUUCUGCAGGUCCCAAAGCUCUCUGCAGAUUAUGAUUGUGUGUGUGUUUUCUAAAUGAUUUUUACACAUAUGUGCUCCUUUCACAUGAGAAGAAGGUAAAGUCUUGAAAUGUCAUCUAUGUUCAUUUAAAUAACUAGCAAGUGGAAUGGUAUUCGCAACAUGUUGAUAUGUACUGUAGGGAAUGUUUUAGAGUAUUAGCAAUUGGUCAAUACUAUUGGAAAUUCUUGAAUUUCUUACUUAUGAUUGGUACAAUUUGUUUAUAUAAAGGAAAACUCCAUUUAUGUUGAAUUAGUUUUUUAAGGGACCCUUAAAAAUUGGAAUCUUAUCAAAAACUUGAAACUGUUUAUGUACACUCCCUGAUGCUGCCAUCUGCACAGUGACCAUAAGUCUCGCUAUGGCUAUUGCUGGUCCAUUCCGCUGUGUCACAAAUCUGCCUUGGUUGGGUUUGAAGACAAUACAGUGUUUUAGUUGACUGAGAAUUUUUUUUUUCGGAGCUGCAGAUUUCAUGGUCGAUCGUCACUAUACAUAAUAUUAAGUUGCUAUCCACUGUUAACGUUGGCAGCUCAGGAUAAGCAGAUCACUCCCAUCAACAAUAGAAGCAAAUGUACCACAUAAUUAAAAUUGUUGUGGGGAGCUCAAUUAGCCAUGGUAAUUUACUGCGACCAUGUUAACCCAUAGGUCAGGAAUUUUAUCCCGUAUUCUGUGGAUUAACGCUCAUUAACAAUCAUUUUCCGGGCAAAAAAAAGUGCUCUAAUUGAAUAGCCCCAGGCUACCAUUCUGUUUUACCCGUGGUAAAAGAACGUAUAUAUUUGUAUUCCACCCUUUAUCAAUGGUCUCACUAAGUGCGGUACAGAUCAGCGGUUUUCCUUUCACUUUUCUAUACAGCUGACACAUUGCUCUGCUCACGGUUGGAUUCUACAGUUUAUGUUAGAGGAUGUUCGGAGGAUGUCUGGGGAGAUGACACAUUGUGUACAUUGGCCUCAUUGGUUGAGUGUUGUAGACUAAACGUUUUUCUUUCAGUGGUAAAAGUCAGUUGUUCUGUUGGAAUACAAAUUGCAUUUGGAUAAUUUUUUGGCAUUUAGAAUCAUUCUUGUAAUUACUUUUUAGUUUUUAUACAUCUACUUUGUUUUAAAUUUUCUUGUAAUUAGGAAUGUAUACCCUUAUUUAUAUACAGACUUUAGAUCAGAAUGCUUUCUGCAUAUACCAGUGAUUUUCAACCUUUUUUUACUCGCGGCACACCGAACAAUGGUGGUCAUUCCUAGUUGUUCGCUCGCUAGCUACUUUUAGCAGCAAUGCAAACGCAAAGCCGCCACCCUCUGGGAGUGUAUCUUAGCAUAGCAGAAUUGCUAACGAAUGAUUAGCAAAUCUGCUAUUAAGUAUUUCCUUGCAGUUUCUGAGUAGCUCCAGACCUACUCCUAGAUUGCGAUCACCUCAGUCCGUUUAGUUCCUGGUUUGACGUCACAAACACGCCCUGCGUUCGGCCAACCACUCCUCCGUUUCUCCAGCCACUCCUGCGUUUUCUGCUGGCAUGCCUGCGUUUUCUAGCACACUCCCGGAAAACGCUCAGUUACCACCCAGAAACACCCACUUCCUGUCAAUCAUUCUCCGAUCAACAGAGCGACUGAAAAGCUUUGUUCGCCCGUGAGUAAAAUAGCAUAGUUUUGUGCAAAAUUGCUUAGCGCGUGCGCAGAACUGCCGGAUUUUAGCCUAUUAGCAAUUCUGCUAAAAAUAGCAGCGAGCGAACAACUCGGAAUGACCACCAAUGUUUUAAAAUUGCCAAGGCACACCAUCCGUUCCCCACAGAAAACCCCCCAAAAAACACACAUUGGCCCUCACAGUAAUAAAAAAUCCACACAUACAUUGGCCUACACAGAAAAAAACAAUGGCAUUGCUCCCCACAUAAAUCAUGUUGCUCCUUACAUAAAUCCUAUUGCUCCCCACAUAAAUCAAUCACAAUGCUCCCCUCAUAAAUCAUGUUGCUCACACAUAAAUCAAUCACAUUUCUCCCCACAUAAAUCCUAUUGCUCCCCACAUGAAUUAUUCACCUUGUUCCCCCCAUAAAUCCUAUUGCUCCCCACAGGAGAAAUAACAUAACAAAUAUUAGCCCCUACCGGUCAGCUGUCCUCCUCCCUGUCCCUCAGUGGCGGGGGUUGUUCAUAGUGGAUUGCUGCGAAUACUGAGCAGCGGGCGGUCGGGCAGGUGUGGAUGUGGGUGGGCAAGGAAAGCUGUGGAUGCAGGCGGAAAUUGGAAGAUGUGUAUGCAGGCGGGUGGGCUGGCUGGAUGGUGAGAUGCGGCGGCCGUGACCUAUGAUAUCACACCGCCGCGUCAUCAAGGCACAGGUCACAGCCGGAGCAUGAAUGAUUCUCUAAGAAGAGCCCGGGCCAACAGUUCACUCUGCAGGAAGCUGCUCUGGCUCCGCGGCACACCUUGCAACUGGUCGCGGCACACUAGUGUGCCACGGCACACUGGUUGAAAAAGCCUGGCAUAUACUAUAGUGAAAUGUAGAAAGGUCAAGAACACUAAUGUAAAGGGAUUUUUUAAGUUGUUUUUUUUUUUUUUUAUUAUUAUUAUAUAUUCCCUAGUUUUAACUUGUCUGCAACCAAAGAAUUAUGUACACUUCUGUCAGCUGCAAAGUUGCUAGGAUGCAUUUAUCCUGAUAAUAAGCAAGUAAGCUGCAUGAACUUGACCCACUUUCCAGAAGUGCACUGUGAACCAACCAUGGUGCUGACCUGUGGAAGGGAUUCACUGAUGUUUUGUGCUGUGUAUAAUCACAUCUCCUUCUUAAAGUAAUAACUUGUUGCUCUGGUUAUUCAUUGGAUGGUAAUUUGUUUAAAGUUCCAACUGACAUUGUCAAGUCAGCACCAUCUUCUUUGUAGAAACUGUGACACCGUUUUAUGCCGCAAGCACUGAAGUAACAAGAUAUUUCACUUCUACUCGGUAGUGGAACUACAGUGGGGGUGGCCUUUGGAGAGUCGUCAAUGUUGGGUACCUCUCGCUCUGAGGCCCCCACACCCUUUUCCCCAAUACCAUCAUCUGAGUGACACAUGCAACUGCUAAAAAGGUACCCCUAAAUGUUGCCAUAGAUGCAUAGUUCCACCUCUGCUCUUACACCACUUUUGCAAAUUGGUGUAUACAUUUCUAUUCUUGGCUUUUCUACAACAGAGGUUCAAAGCCCUGAUGUAUGUACGCAGCAAAGCUGCUUCUUUAAAGUUACUAAACUUAAAACAGAUUAAUUUACAUAAAGAAGCUAACAUUUACAAAGACAUAGAUGUAAGAGCUCCCGUACGUUGACUGAAGAUCGAUAACAAAGUAUACGUAUUUGCGGUGUAGUUGAGCUCAGCCAUUUCAGGUUGGCUGCAGUGUCCUUCAAAGGAAUGACUCUACCAGGAAAUCAGCUGUGUGUAGGGAAAUAAACCCAUCCCUUGACCAACCGUUAUCGCAAAAUAUCUUCAGUUUUGAUACACUCCUGUAGCUUUUACGUAUAUUUGUUCAAGUUAUUUGUAGAUCUUUUUAUGUAUAAAAUAUAUGUAAAAACUUUUAUUUUAGGUUUAGUGGUGCUAUAAUGUUAAAUAUUUUUAUUAAAGUCAUCCACUGAUAAUGUAUUCCCAAAGGUGAGCAUUGUGGGGUGCUAAAUAAAACCAUUUAACUUAAUCUAGGCAACUGUGUUCAUGUUAAGAUGUAUUUUAGUUAUGGAAUUGUGCAUCUCUCGUAUGUAUGUGUGCGUGACUAUUUUCGGAUUCAUGUGGCAUCCUCUACUAGAACUGUAGCAACAUCAUUCGAAAGCUUAGUUGUAACUAUCCUGCGAAUUCUAAAAUCGUGUGUGUAUGUAUAUUUA
This is a messenger RNA of Pseudophryne corroboree (corroboree frog), 8087 nucleotides long. RefSeq names its product MAPK activated protein kinase 5 (gene MAPKAPK5). The coding region runs from base 470 to 1891 and encodes 473 amino acids. Gene Ontology annotation, molecular function: calmodulin binding; ATP binding; calcium-dependent protein serine/threonine kinase activity. Gene Ontology annotation, biological process: protein autophosphorylation; negative regulation of TOR signaling; Ras protein signal transduction. The transcript is spliced from 14 exons. Gene Ontology annotation, cellular component: cytoplasm; nucleus. The record is from RefSeq and is a predicted model, not a curated record. Lineage: Eukaryota; Metazoa; Chordata; Amphibia; Anura; Myobatrachidae.